AUGGAGGAUGAGUCUAGGCCUAUAGACAAGUUUCCUUCGAUAUCAGUGGUUAGUGGCUAUAGUUCUGCUUCCGAUGAAUCCCAAGUUCGAGUUCAAACUCUGGGAUCUCAGGUCAACAAUCCAAGCUCAACAUCCAGAACUGUCAUUGAUGAUCUAGCAGACCCCUAUUACCUUCACCACGCAGAUAAUCCCGACAAUGUUCUUGUGUCCCAGCUUCUUACUGGUCAGGACAACUACACUUCAUGGAUUCGCGCCAUGAAACUUUCUAUCUCAGUCAAGAACAAGUUAGGCUUUCUUGAUGGAUCUAUUACUAAACCGUCCCAAUCUGAUUCGUUCAUGUCCAAUGCCUGGAUCAGAAAUAACAAUAUUGUUAUUUCUUGGAUUCUAAAUUUUGUAUCCAAAGAAAUCUCAGCUAGUAUCAUCUAUGAUGAAUCGGCAGCCAAAAUUUGGAAUGAUCUCAAAGCAAGAUUCCAGCAAAAGAAUGGUCCUCAUAUAUUCAACCUCGGACGCGAUUUAAUGAACUUAAGGCAAGAACUCCAAUCUGUAAGUCAGUACUAUACUCAUCUCAAAACUCUUUGGGAAGAAUUGUCCAACUAUCGACCCUUUUGCACCUGUAAUAUGUGUACCUAUGGAGGUGUAAAAGCUCUUCAAGAACACCAUAAUAUGGAGUACAUAAUGUCAUUUCUUAUGGGUUUAAAAUAUUCAUAUUCUCAAGUGAGAGGCAAUAUUUUACUUAUGGAUCCAUUGCCUUCACUUAGUAGAGUCUUUAAUCUAGUUACUCAGGAGGAGAAUCAAAGGGGUGAUGAAAUGGCUACACCACAUAUAGAAACUUCAAGCAAUCCGUCCAUGGUUUUUGCCUUCUCAGGAGCAAAUUCCUCAACGUCAAAAACUAACUCACGGUCCACAAAAUCAUUUCCACCACGCAAGAAUAGGUUGCUCUGCACCCAUUGUAAUGUUCAUGGACAUACCAUUGAGAAAUGUUACGAAAUCCAUGGUUAUCCUCCCGGUUACAAUAAGCCUCGACAACAAUCCUCACCUCCAGCUAUCUCCACCAAUCCUCAGCUACAAUAG
Molecule: messenger RNA, 1071 nt
Organism: Humulus lupulus (European hop)
Lineage: Eukaryota; Viridiplantae; Streptophyta; Magnoliopsida; Rosales; Cannabaceae
Exons: 1
Coding region: 1-1071 (356 amino acids)
Source: RefSeq, a predicted model, not a curated record